Racocetra persica is the source of this 194-nucleotide messenger RNA. The record is from the annotation of a GenBank genome assembly. NCBI's taxonomy places the organism in Eukaryota, Fungi, Glomeromycota, Glomeromycetes, Diversisporales, Gigasporaceae.
GUAGUUUGUGUCAUUCAUGUAGCCCUUCCAGAUAUGGUUUGUAUCGUAUUGCCCUUAGAUUUUGCCAUUGAUGUUGUUAUUGGUGUUAUUAUUGCUGAUGGUAAAAUUUUAUUAUUGGUGUUACCUUGGAAUUUCACCAUUGGUGUCGCUAUUGCUGAUGGUAGAUUUCAUCAUUGGUAUUGGCAUUGCAAGAG